AUGGACCGGCUUGAGCAAGAGGUUCAUGAGCUUCGUGGAGAGGUCCAAAAAGCAUCUCAGUGUGACCCGAUUCCUGUGAAAUAUGCGGAUUUGCUUCCCAUUUUGCUUAAGAAGAACCUUGUUCAAACCCUACCACUUCUCGGGUGCCGAAUUCGCUGCCACCUUGAUAUAAAAGUGCUACUUCAACAACAACAUCUGGCUCCUCACUCUGUUGCCGCUGUUAGGCCCAUCACCAAUGUUGUUCAAGAUCCGGGUUAUCAACCCCAGUUUCGACCAAGUCAACAACAGUAUCUGGAUUCUCACUCUGUUACCACUGUUUUGCCCAUCAUGAAUGUUGUCCGCAAUCCGGGCUAUCAGCCCCAGUUUCAGCAAUAUCAACAACAGCCUCGACAACAGGCUCCAAGAAUUAAAUUUGAUCCGAUUCCAAUGAAAUAUGGGGAGUUGUUUCCCUAUUUAUUUGAGAGGAACCUUGUCCAGACUAGGCCACCUCCUCCAAUACCGAAGAAAUUGCCGGCUCGAUGGAGACCUGAUCUCUUUUGUGUUUUCCAUCAGGGGGCACAAGGUCAUGAUGUUGAGUGCUGUUUUUCUUUAAAGAUUGAAGUCCAGAAGCUGAUCAAAGACGAUCUCAUACCUUUAGAGGAGUUUGGAUUUGAAUAUUUGGAUGACACAUUCAUUUUACUUCUUGUCUUUGAUCAGUUCAAAACAAAGAGCACUUCUCUUACCAAAACAACUACAAUCAUCAAUAGACAACAAACACAAUUCACACUAAAGUGCUUCAAUGGAAACCCAACACAAACCUGUCCAAACGAUCAUUCCCCAAUUCAAGCAUUUCAUCAAGAUCAAGAUCCAUCAUCAUCUACAUCAACAUGUCCAGAACACUUCAGAUGGAUUCAUGAAGAUUUGGAACCAUGGAAGAGUACAGGAAUCACAAGGGAAAUGGUGGAUAGUGGAGAAAACAUUUCACAGCUUAGAAUUGUGAUUAAACAAGGAAAAGUUUAUGUAGAAACUUAUGGAGAUUCAUUUCAAACAAGGGCUACAUUUACUGUAUGGGGAAUAGUACAACUUUUAAGGUUGUACCCUGGGAGAGUACCAGAUUUGGAGCUAUUGUUUGAGACUGGUGAUAGAGCUGUGGUGGAUAAAAAAAGAUACGAAGGACCAGAAGCUGUGACACCACCACCUAUUUUUAGUUAUUGUGGAAAGAAUGAAGCUCUUGACAUUGUCUUUCCUGAUUGGUCCUAUUGGGGUUGGGCUGAGACUAGAAUAAAACCAUGGGAGAAAGUGUUGAAGGAUAUACAAGAAAGCAACAAGAAGAUCAAAUGGAAGGAUAGGAUACCCUAUGCUUUUUGGAAAGGAAACUUUUUGUCCAACCCUAGGCAUGAGCUUAGGAAAUGUAAUGUCACAGAUCAACAUGAUUGGAAUGCUCGUGUAUAUUCAGUGGACUGGAAUGAGGAAAUUGAUCAAGGGUUUAAGAACACAAAACUAGAAGAUCAAUGUGCACACAGGUACAAGAUUUAUGUGGAAGGGAUUUCAUGGUCUGUGAGUGAAAAAUAUAUAAUAGCAUGUGAUUCAAUGACAUUGUUCAUAAAGCCAAGAUAUUAUGAUUUCUUUACAAGAAGCCUAGUACCUUAUAAGCACUACUGGCCCAUCAACAAGCAAAACAUGUGUCAAGAUAUUAAGUAUGCUGUUGAUUGGGGCAAUACACAUCCAGAGAAGGCACAAGAGAUUGGCAGAGAAGGUACAAGGUUCGUUGAAGAGAACGUAAAUAUGAAAUUGGUGUAUGAUUAUAUGUUACAUCUAUUGACUGAAUAUGCAAAUCUCAUAAGAUUUGAACCAAAAAUACCUGCAGAAGCUAUUGAGGUUUGUACUGAAAAUGUGGCAUGUUCAAUGGAUGGUAUAUGGAGGGAAUUUAUGGUUGAGUCCAUGGUUAAGUCACCAAGUGACACACCUCCAUGUGCAAUGUUUUCUCCUUAUUUUAUUUAUGAUGAUGUCAAAUAAGCUAUGAAAGGUAUUAUAUUUUAUGAACAGAUUAUAUUGUGGCCUUUUUUAAACAAGAAACAUUACAUUAUAUUAUAGAAUACAUACUCAAUAAGAUGGACAACAAAGUUUGGGUUCUGGCUCUUAUAAGAUAUGAGUUGGAUUAUUACCAAUUAAACCAAAUAUUUGUUGGUAUUUAUUAUUUCU
Medicago truncatula (barrel medic) is the source of this 2181-nucleotide messenger RNA. Its product is annotated as O-glucosyltransferase rumi. The record is from RefSeq and is a predicted model, not a curated record. NCBI's taxonomy places the organism in Eukaryota, Viridiplantae, Streptophyta, Magnoliopsida, Fabales, Fabaceae. The transcript is spliced from 8 exons. Bases 1 to 1995 code for a protein of 664 amino acids.